Molecule: messenger RNA, 1288 nt
Organism: Papilio polytes (common Mormon)
Lineage: Eukaryota; Metazoa; Arthropoda; Insecta; Lepidoptera; Papilionidae
Gene: simj
Product: transcriptional repressor p66-alpha
Exons: 13
Coding region: 164-1288 (374 amino acids)
Biological process (GO): negative regulation of transcription by RNA polymerase II
Cellular component (GO): NuRD complex
Source: RefSeq, a predicted model, not a curated record
AAAUGUUUUAUUUAUAAUCUGUUUAUCUCGAUGUGUAUGUGUUUCGUGCGCUUCGUUUUUAUAUUAUUUUAUUGAAAUAUAUUUAAUUAUUGCAUAGAUGAAAUUUACAGAUGUGAAUGAUCGCCUCUUUGAUCCCGUAAUUGGCUGAGUACAUUGGGCCACAAUGGACGUUGACGAUUCGGCAGUUGAUCUUAGCGUCAGAUCCUUGCCUCCGGAAUUAAGUGAACUGCGAGCUCUUACUGCAAGUGGACUAACUAUAACUCCAGCACAGCCUCCUCCACAUGGUGCAAGUGGCAAGCGAGUGCUCCGGCCACGGUCAGAGCAGCGUAGUUAUGCGGAGAGCCCUGACAUAGUAUUGCUGCCGGCGGCGCCUCCGCACCGCAAGCCUAGCCUGCCCGCGCCCGCACCUUUCUCAGAUGUGAGCAGCAAGUUGAACGCGAGCGUGAACGUGUCUAUAACGCCGAGCGCGCCGCCUGCGCCCGCGCCCGCCGCGCCGGACUCCCCGCACCAGCCGCGCGAGGACGACUCCGAGGACGACGAGAAUGAGCCCCCGCUGCCUCUCGCCGCGCACGCUGAGCUAUCAAGUGCGGAGAUAUGGGAGCGAGAGAGACGGCUGCGGGCGCUGCGGGAGAAGCUGCGCUCGGAGGAGACGCGCCUCGUGCUGCUGCGGAAACUGCGCCAGUCGCAGCAGACCACUGGCUUACCGGCCCCUAAGGAGACGAGCAGCGGCACGGCGCUGGCGGGCAGCGGCUGCGUGGUGCCGCCCGGCGUCACCGUCACGCCCGCGCCGCCGCCCGCGCACCAGCACAACAAGCGAUCGAGUACUGGCGCGGCGGCUGGCAGCAGCCUGUCAUCGAGCGGGCGGCGCCCCUCCAGCCUGCCCGGCGGCGCCACGCUCACGCCCGGCGUCUACCGCACGCAGAAUUCAUCAAGUGGAGGCGCCAGUAUAACGCCGUCGGUGACGAUAACACCAGCUCCGCCGCCAGCGACGCAACACCCGCAGCCAAAGGCGAGUUCCCGAAGUUCCGAUGACACGCAGACGCCGGCUCAGCGACAAGCUGCAGCCAAGUUGGCGCUGCGAAAACAACUCGAGAAAACCCUAUUACAGAUCCCGCCACCUAAGCCUCCGCCGCCGGAGAUGAACUUCAUCCCGUCGCCUAGCAACACCGACUUCGUGUAUCUCGUCGGCCUCGAGCAUGUCGUCGACUACCUCACUAACGAGGAACGCAUGCCGCGGUCCAGCGUGCCGGCGGUUACAUUGAUGUCUCAAAUAAUAUAUCGUGUGUGA